CACCUCCCCGCGACAUCCUACCCGAUGCGCCGCCCGACGCCCCACCCGACGCCUUCCCCGACGCCCUACUCGACGCCCCACCCGACGCCCCACGAUUUUCCGAACCUCCCCAACCGCCCCCUUCUACAGCCUGCUCCGUUCAGCAGCGGAAGAAGAUGGCGCGACGUUGCAACGAUCCGAACCAAGCUGCACGCAGUGCGGCGUACCUGUCCCUCCUCUCCAAGGUCACGAUCUGCAUGAACGAGAUCCCGCUUGAUGCCAUCCUGAAGCGAUUAGACGAGGCGGUUCGCGACCGGCAAGCUCUCGGCGCUGAGCUACUGGUUGCUGGUCAACGCGCGCUGACGGGAGUGGCCUUUCGACAAGGGGUUGCGUACGGGAUGGCGGCCCAGUCGAUUCGCACGAGGCUGCCAUAAACAUCUUCCUUGUCCUCCGUCCUCCGCCCCCCGCCCCCCGCUCCCCGCCCUCCUCCGUCCCGCCGCCCCCCGACUUGCUCUCCUCGCUGCCCGUGGCGCUCGGUGGCUGCAUGCUGGUGACGACCCUGCGCUAUCGCCGUGCUGAGGCAUGGCCGUCCGCUGGGGCCGCACUGGAUCAUCUACGUCACGGCGGGCUUGCUGGAGCGGUGACCGGCUGUUGUAUCGUUGUGCCGUCCGCGAGCUCAGCUGGGUCGCUCCUUGGUGCCUCGGUCGGCUUCUUCUUGAGCUUGUUGGCCUGUUCUUCAUUGCUAUCACAUUUAUCUUCCGUCUAUGGCUGAUCGCAACGCCCUUCGACUUCUUGUUCAGGAUGGCUCGAGCUGGUGUGCGGCCUCGUUGUCGUGUCGUGUGUCAGGUGUCGUUCAUCGGCGAUCGCUCAUGGCACGGGUCCGUUUGCUUCGCUCCCUUCUUUGUGGUGGGUUGCUGCUCUGACACGGAACCCGUCAUUCUGGCAAAGGGCUGGGGGUGGUCAUCAGAGGGUCCCCUUCUCACCGCGGUCGUGCUCUCGGCCGACGGCGCGCGGGAGUCGCAGUGCGUGGUCCCCUUCAUAGGUGUGCCUGUGGUGUUGGAGCUUUUCGUGUGGGGGAUCUCUGAAUCGUCGGCUUCGCUUUUAAUGCCUGCGUCGUCCUAGAGUGUACUGAGUGUGCCAGGCGCCGCGGUCUGGACGGGGCUGGGGGAUCUGCGUUGCUCUCGAGGGGGGCAGGAUUCGUCCGCCCUGCUGGGCGGGACAGCAGUGGCAGGGGAGUGGAGCAGACCGCAUCGCGCGCCGCACCUUCGUUUCAAGUUUUCCACGCUUAGGGGCGAAACCUGCGAGGGCUGUCAGCAGCGGAGUCCG
Prorocentrum cordatum is the source of this 1305-nucleotide messenger RNA. NCBI's taxonomy places the organism in Eukaryota, Dinophyceae, Prorocentrales, Prorocentraceae. The record is from the annotation of a GenBank genome assembly.